GCUAAACAAGCUAAUAGGAAGACUGAAGAGAAACCCGUGGUAGACGAUGAACGCUGGGAGGAUAGUAAUAACUUGGACUGUGAACAAAUCCUCGAAACGUACGAAAGUAAGUUGACUGUAAUCAGUCGAGAUAAAACUACAAAAAAAUCGCAUGUGAAAACGAAGUGUUCAAAAGUUGACGAUGAAGUCAAUCAAGUCUCUUUUUUGUUAAGAAAAUACGGAUUCGAUGUUGAUUAUAAUAAAGAAAUUAUCGCAUCAGAUAGGGAUAAGGAUCUUAUUGUUACUUUUGAAGAGGAGAAAGUUGUUUGUUAUAAUGAUAUGGACAUGCUUAUAACUACGUUACAACAAGAUUUUAAUGAUCAUAUUGGCGUGAUGGUGUCUAACCAAGACUAUUCUAAGAACGCAAAGAGUAAGGCGAAUAAAUUUAAUAUUCUAAUGUGCCGGAUAAAAAAUCUUGUUAAAAUGUUGGGCGAUCAUAUUAAUUAUCUCAAAGAAGCUGAAAAGACAGAAAAACAAGAGUAA
Messenger RNA from Dentiscutata erythropus, 522 nucleotides. The record is from the annotation of a GenBank genome assembly. NCBI's taxonomy places the organism in Eukaryota, Fungi, Glomeromycota, Glomeromycetes, Diversisporales, Gigasporaceae.